This is a messenger RNA of Oncorhynchus gorbuscha (pink salmon), 3952 nucleotides long. Its product is annotated as retinoic acid receptor RXR-beta-A-like. Lineage: Eukaryota; Metazoa; Chordata; Actinopteri; Salmoniformes; Salmonidae. Gene Ontology annotation, biological process: positive regulation of transcription by RNA polymerase II; retinoic acid receptor signaling pathway; response to retinoic acid. The transcript has 13 exons. The record is from RefSeq and is a predicted model, not a curated record. Bases 323 to 1618 code for a protein of 431 amino acids. Gene Ontology annotation, molecular function: retinoic acid-responsive element binding; nuclear steroid receptor activity; nuclear receptor activity. Gene Ontology annotation, cellular component: nucleus; RNA polymerase II transcription regulator complex.
CUGGCAUUGAGCCAACAUGGCUUCCUUUCCGUGUAAACAACAACAGCAUCAAGUAAACGGGGUUUGAGUGUAGGCCUAUUACCUCGCAUUUGGUCCGUCUCUUGGAUUUCGCAAAUAAUAUGCAACUACAAAUAGUUAUGUAACCUACAACGAUGUGCCGAAGGUGUUUCUACCCUUCGUACAUCAGCCGAUAUCUCAAAGUGCUGUACAGAAACCCAGCCUAAAACCCCAAACAGCAAGCAAUGCAAUGCGGGUGUAGAAGCACGAUUAUUGUCCUUCAGACAACUCAACAUCCUCCUCUCCGCUGGGUAGCUCAAUAGCCAUGUCAUCGCAUCAGCCCACCAGUUCAGCCUCCAACAGUCCCACCAGCACCUUUGGCUCGCCUUUCUCAGUCAUCAGCCCCUCACUGGGCUCCCCUGGUGUGGCACCCUCCAUGGGUUAUGGGCCUAUUAGCAGUAGCCAGAUCAACUCUACAAUGGGGAUGCACUCAAUCAGCAGCUCGGAUGAUGUCAAACCCCCGUUUGGCUUGAGGCCUAUGUCUGCACACAGCCCUGGGAUAAUGCUCUCCCAGAAACGCAUGUGUGCCAUCUGUGGAGACCGCUCCUCUGGUAAGCACUAUGGUGUGUACAGCUGUGAAGGUUGCAAGGGCUUCUUCAAACGCACAGUGCGCAAGGACCUGAGCUACACCUGCAGGGAUAACAAAGAAUGCCUGGUGGACAAGCGCCAGCGCAAUCGCUGCCAGUACUGUCGCUACCAGAAGUGUCUGGCUAUGGGCAUGAAGAGGGAAGUGGUCCAAGAUGAACGUCAGAAAUCAGUCCAGGAGGAGCGUCAGAGGAUCAGGGAGCGAGAGGAGGGACUGGAGUGCAGCAGUGCUGUGAACGAGGAGAUGCCCGUGGAGAAGAUCUUGGAGGCAGAGACGUCCGUGGAGCAGAGGGCGGAGCUCCACUCUGAUACAGGCUCCGCUGGUAGCUCUCCCCAUGAUGCGGUGACAAACAUCUGCCAGACCGCAGACAAGCAGCUGUUUGCGUUGGUGGAGUGGGCCAAGAGGAUCCCUCACUUCUCUGAGCUGCCCCUGGACGACCAGGUCAUCCUCCUGCGUGCAGGGUGGAAUGAACUUCUGAUCGCCUCCUUCUCACACCGCUCCAUCGCUGUGAAGGACGGGGUCCUGCUGGCCAAUGAGCUACACCGGGACAACGCACACAGUGCAGGGGUGGCGGCCAUCUUUGACAGGGAGAGUGUGCAGAGUGCUGAGGUGGGAGCCAUAUUUGACCGGGUUCUCACUGAGCUGGUCAGUAAGAUGAGAGACAUGCAGAUGGACAAGACAGAGCUGGGCUGCCUCCGAGCCAUCGUCCUCUUCAACCCAGACGCUAAAGGUCUGUCCAACACCGGAGAGGUGGAGCUCCUGAGAGAGAAGGUCUAUGCGUCACUGGAAGCCUACUGCAAGCAGAAAUACCCCGAGCAGCAGGGAAGGUUUGCUAAGCUCCUCCUCAGGCUGCCAGCACUGCGUUCUAUUGGCUUGAAGUGUUUGGAGCACCUGUUCUUCUUCAAGCUGAUUGGUGACACCCCUAUCGACACGUUCCUCAUGGAAAUGCUUGAAGCACCUCAUCAGUUGGCAUAGAGGUGGUAGAAGAGGAGAGGAGAGGUGUUCUGUGGCCGGGGUUAGAUAGCUUGGGUCUGGGAAUUUGCUGGAGUGGGACUGCACUUUUAGUUCUUUGGGGAAUUCAGCAUUUUGUCUCUGCUGUCUGGGUUAUGCUAUUUAGUUCACCACCACAUUGUCUCUUUCAGAACAUACAUCCCCAAGACUUGUGAUCUACAGGCUGGUGCUAUAUAUUAAUAUAACUUCUUGAAUAACUGAGAUUAAAAAGUAAAGUAUUUUGUAAGAAUGGGAACCUUUAGUUCCCGCACUCUGGCUAAUCGAAGCUACAAUCUGGGUUUUUGUUUUUCUAUAACUAUAUUAAUGCUUUUUAGACAAACCCCAAAUGAUCAAGUUAAGUGAUAAGUGAUCUCCCCCCGUAACCUGUUUUUAAAUGAAGGUAACCUGGAUGCAACCAGACUGUCAUUCUACCUUUUUUUUCAUUUUUUAAAUUGGAACAAAAUCUUUUGAAAAAACUUGAAAAACAUGUUUUAUUGUCAAAUCUUGGGCAAGUACAUUACUGUACCAAGCGAGCGCUCACUGUGUAACAGGUCUGACUUUCAGCUCCUAGUGGUUUUGUAUCCCUCUCAGAUGACCAGAAAGCAACCCGUUAACAAUAAACCCGGGAUACAGAAGGAGUAGUUGAAUCACAAGGGAACACGGAGCAGACUUGUACUGACUGUGUUGACCAGCUUUAUUUGUCUAGUAAUGUGCUGUUAGCAUUGUUUCUCUUUGCUGUUUUGUAAAAUGUAAUCACCUUGCAGGCAAAAAGGAUUGAGCUGCAUUGCACAUUUUUGCUAUGUACUAUUUCUACACCAUACAAUACAAGUCAUCAAAUGUCUGGCCAGAAAACAGUCUUUUGGUGCUGAUAUACGACAGACAUUUGCCAUACUUCAUUGCAGCCAUACACCAAACUGCAAACACAAAAAAUUAUGCAAAAAAAUUAAGACUAACUCAAAUGUUGUAAAUGUAGCACUACAAAAAUGAAUACAUAUGCUUUCUUUCUGCUUGACAACUUGUCCGUUCUGGGGGUUUUACAAAGUCAAUCAUUCUGUUAGAAAGGGAAUACUCCAAUAUGUCAUUUAUCUAAACAAUUGUAAGGUACUGUGCAAAAUUUGUUCAGGGAAAAUACUAUAUAUUGAUAGGUUUGAAUAAUGAGAUCAGGAGACAGACACAUGAUGUAAUAAUUGAUAUGUGCCCUUGCUAUUAGUUCACCAAUUGUAUAGAGCAGAUCAUGUCUGAGGUUGUACUGGAUUCCCUAAAGCACUGUUUCUACCUGGUUACAACAUCAUGUAUCCUUUGUCUUGAUCAUGUCCACAUUCUGAUUGUGCCCACAUUUUCAGACCGGUGUAGAUGAUUUAAAAAAGGCAUUGUGACCAGAUCUUCCUGACCACCCCGGAGGUAGUUAGACACACAUUGUGACCAGAUCUUCCUGACCACCCCGGAGGUAGUUAGACACACAUUGUGACCAGAUCUUCCUGACCACCCCGGAGGUAGUUAGACACACAUUGUGACCAGAUCUUCCUGACCACCCCGAAGGUAGUUAGACACACAUUGUGACCAGAUCUUCCUGACCACCCCGGAGGUAGUUAGACACACAUUGUGACCAGAUCUUCCUGACCACCCCGGAGGUAGUUAGACACACAUUGUGUCUGGAUAUCUUACAAGUGUAGACAUAUGGACAGUGAAUCCAUUUAAAUCACAAUUAUAACACCUUCUAAAAUAUUGACAUUUAGCACCUUUGUCUUAUGGCAUCAAUGUGUGUCUUAAAAUAAGUAAAUGUAUAUUAUUUUGAAAGAAUAGCUCUCAAAACAUUUGCAUACAGGGAGGGACCAGGAAAUCUGGUCACAAUGCAAUUGGUGGACAGAUACAAGACACAUUUUACUACCAUGUGGAGACAUGUUUCUGAGAAUGUGGACAAGAUCAGAACAAAGGACUGGGGUUUGAACCAGGUAUAAACAAGGAUUCACACAUUCAGCUGACUCAUCUUUUUGAAUUUUUCUGUGCUUUUCUGUAGUAGUAGUUUUUCCUGUUUCCUUUUUUUGAGCUAGUUGUUCAUCCUCUCCUCUCUGCUUACAGUUUAUAAAAAACACAAACUGUUAUCAUGUUUAAAUAUCCAUAACACCUGUGGACAUAGACGCAUUAAACAAGACCAAAUAGGAGUUUUGUGUGCUGAUCAUGUGUGAACACCUGAACAAGGGUAUUGGUAUGUGUCAUGAUCCUGUAUAGACUCUGGAGCAGUUUAGUGAUCCGUGUGGAUAAGUGAAUUACAGCUUGGCUAAUGUGGACUGAAAAUAAAGAGGUUCAACUUUUCUUGUC